AUGUCAGACGAUAAAAAUAAAUCUGGAGAAGUAUUUGGUUUAACUGGAACAACAACUGGAUCAAGUGGUGAACAUUUAUCAACUACUGGAGCUAGUGCGUUAGGUACUAGUGGAGGUAGUGGUGAUAUGGGAAAUGAAAAAUCUAAAGUUGAUAAAGCAACUGCUGGUUUAGGAUCAACAACAACAACAACAACAACAACAACAACAACAGCUGAUACAGAUCAAGGAACACGUUAA
Messenger RNA from Adineta steineri, 237 nucleotides. The record is from the annotation of a GenBank genome assembly. Lineage: Eukaryota; Metazoa; Rotifera; Eurotatoria; Adinetida; Adinetidae.